Molecule: messenger RNA, 951 nt
Organism: Teleopsis dalmanni
Lineage: Eukaryota; Metazoa; Arthropoda; Insecta; Diptera; Diopsidae
Gene: dmrt93B
Product: doublesex- and mab-3-related transcription factor A2
Exons: 4
Coding region: 1-951 (316 amino acids)
Biological process (GO): regulation of transcription by RNA polymerase II; sex differentiation
Cellular component (GO): nucleus
Molecular function (GO): RNA polymerase II cis-regulatory region sequence-specific DNA binding; DNA-binding transcription factor activity, RNA polymerase II-specific; protein binding
Source: RefSeq, a predicted model, not a curated record
AUGGACAUUAAGUCAGGAUCUUCGUUUGUUGAAGUUGAUAAUAAAGUAACGAUAUGUUCGCUGAAAAAACCACGGACUAACCUUCAUAAAUCAGUAAAGCAAAGAGAUUCAGCAACACCGAAAAUAUCGAAUCGUAUACCAAAAUGUGCACGCUGCAGAAAUCAUGGAAUUAUUUCUGAAUUACGAGGCCACAAGAAAGUGUGUACUUAUAAAAGCUGCAAGUGUCCAAAAUGUGUACUUAUAUUUGAAAGGCAACGAAUUAUGGCCGCACAGGUUGCCUUAAAGCGCCAGCAAGCUGUUGAAGAUGCCAUUGCUUUACGUUUAGUGGCCACAAAGACGGGCAAGCAAAUAGAUGCACUGCCACCUGGAAAUAUUUUUGGAUUGACUGUAACAGAACCCAUCAAUAAACCAACUGCUCGGAGCUAUGAAAGACAGGAUAGGAGUGUCGCCGAAGACCUAAGUACUCACAGUGCAAACGAUAGCGUUUCUACUACUAAUGCCACAACUACAUCAACUUCAACAUCUGCGAGUGAAACACCAACGACAGUGUCCCAAAAUGCAAUUGACAUGUUGUCUCAAUUGUUUCCACACCGUAAGAGGUCUGUACUUGAACUUGUGUUAAAGAGAUGCGACCUCGAUUUGAUACGUGCUAUUGAGAACGUAUCGCCAAGGACAACCGCAACAGAAACAACAGUAACUCCACACUUCACUACAAUAAAAAGUGCUUUUAGGCCCGUAUCAUCCGAAAAGUAUCCAACUUUAGAACACAAAAUGAGCUCUUUCACUACGACAACAACUCAACAUAUUGGUACUGGUACAACAACUGCAAUAUGUGCUUAUCCUAAAUGGAUAGUGCCGCUAUCAUUUCCAGUUAUGAGUCAUCUAUCAAAUUUAGCACCCCGAUGUACUUUGCCUAAUUGUAACUGCAUGGAGAGCUAUCAGUUUAAUUAA